Molecule: messenger RNA, 2721 nt
Organism: Austrofundulus limnaeus
Lineage: Eukaryota; Metazoa; Chordata; Actinopteri; Cyprinodontiformes; Rivulidae
Gene: dolk
Product: dolichol kinase
Exons: 1
Coding region: 43-1614 (523 amino acids)
Biological process (GO): dolichyl monophosphate biosynthetic process
Cellular component (GO): endoplasmic reticulum membrane
Molecular function (GO): dolichol kinase activity
Source: RefSeq, a predicted model, not a curated record
CCCCUUUCCUCUCCCCUCCCUGUGAGCUCCCACAUUACAACCAUGCAGAUGAACCCAGUGCUCAUGGAGUCCGCUGUGGUCCUGGCGGUGGUGCUGUGUGUCCACAUGGUGGUCUGGAACCAGCACUCCUGGUGCAGCGUGGCCCUCGUCAUUCAGGCUUUCUACGUUCAGCACAAAUGGGACCGUCUGCUCAAGUCCGGGGCCGCCGUGUUCCAGUUCCGCCCUGCGGCGAACAGCGGCAUCGUCCCGGCCUCCAUGGUCAUGCCUCUGCUGGGUCUGGUGCUGAGAGAGAAGUGCUCCGCUUCGGGGAACGUCUACUUCGAGCGCUUCUCCAUGGUGGUCACCGUCGCGGGCAUGAUGCUGGCGCUGUUCCUCUCCCUGAUCGCGCUGGGCAUCACCAGACCCGUGCCCACCAACACCUGUAUCGUGGCGGGGUUGGCUGGCAGCGCCAUCCUCUACACCACAAAGCAGACCCUGACGGUGUCCGAGGUCAUCGAGGUCUUGGAGGUCCUGCUGAUCUUCGUUUACCUCAGCCUGAUCGUGCUCUACUUGCUGCCGCGCUGCUUCACCCCCGGGGAGGCGCUCCUCAUCGUCGGCGGGAUCAGCUUCAUCAUGAACCAGCUCAUCAAGCGCUCCCUGAACCUGUCGGAGGUCAAAGGAGAUCCGGUGAACUACUUCCUGCCGGUUGUAGUGGUGGGCUCGCUGCUGCUGGGGGUGUUCUUCGCUCUGCUCUUCUGCUUCAUGGAGUCUGAAACGUGGGUUUCCUCCCUCUUCUUCCACAUGAUGACGGCCGUUCUGGUUCUGGGCAUCUUGAUGCCGUGGCUGUCCCUGUUCAUCGGCCGGCACCCCAUCAUGUGGCUGCUGGACUUCGUCACGCUGAACGACAGGAGACUCUGUUUGCUGGGUUACUGGGUGUUCCUGGCCGUCGCGGCCACUUGUGUCGUGUUGCACCAGAACCACCAGCGCCAGUCAGGGUCCAAGAAGCACCAGGCCUCGACGGUGGUCAGGAAGUACUUCCACCUGAUUGUAGUGGCCACAUAUGUUCCGGGCCUGGUCUACGACCGGCAGCUGCUACACGUGGCGUCUGUGGGCUGCUUGGCCGUCUUCUUGCUCUUGGAGUACGUGCGUUACUUCCGCAUCAGGCCCCUCGGUCAGCUGCUCCGGCAGCUGCUCACCUUGUUCCUGGACGAACGGGACUCCGGGCCCCUCAUCCUCACCCACGUCUACCUGCUGCUGGGCAUGUCUCUGCCCAUUUGGCUGUUCCCCGGACCCUGCGCCCCUAAGGGGGUUCUUCCCGGGGCAGGUGGGCUGGUGCCCUACGCGGGCGUGCUGGCCGUGGGAGUCGGAGACACCGUGGCGUCGGUGUUCGGCAGCACCAUGGGGGAGAUCCGUUGGCCCGGCACGAAGAAAACCUUGGAAGGGACGGCGACGUCCGUGUUCGCCCAGAUCAUCGCCGUGGCCAUGUUCCUCAUCUUCGACGGAAGCAUCAACCUGAACUCCACCUACUCGUGGAUCGUUGGCUCCAUCACUCUGGUGGCCCUGCUGGAGGCCUACACCUCCCAAAUAGACAACCUCCUGCUCCCGCUCUACCUCUUCAUCCUGCUGCUACUUUGAACCAACAAAUCUCACAGUUGUGAGAAAGCUCAAAUGGUAGAGUGGGGAUAGAACGUUCCCUUCAGGACUCGUGGAACAUUGUAGAAACACAGUUAAAGCCUUCAGCUCAAUAAUUUGAUCUGCUUGUAUUCAGCAGUAGGUGGUGAUUUCUCAUUAAAGUCUGGUCAUUUAAAAAAAAAAGUCUUCUUUGCAAAAACGACUUGCAGUGAGGCGUCUUUUCACAGGGUUUUUAAGAAAUGUGAGAAACUCGGUUGCUAAAUAUUCUCUGCGCUCAGUGUUGGUGGCGGUGUAGCUUUCCAACCUGACCCCAAAGUGCUCGACCGCUGACACCUGCAUCUCUUAAAUUAUGCAACAGGAGAGUCAGUUUAGCAAAGUGGGGAAAAAUGUCCUUGAAACACAACUCUUUAGUUAGGUUCACUAAGUUUUUAGUCCUGUGUUGUUGUUGUUGUUUUUGGCAAACGAUCUAUGCCCGUGUAUUGCCUACGAAGAACAAUAUUUAACGUUUUGUCGCCUAAUCAACUCUAUGAGAGCAACACAAAGAACUGAAAAGAUUUGCCUUAAAAUGUAUUUUCCAUCACUUCUGAUUAUCAUACAAGCUGUAGGGCCACAAGAAAAAAAAAAAAAAAAGCAUGGCAGUCUCACUCAACUAUUCUUUGUAAGGGCUGAUUCUCUCUCUGCUCCUGCAUGACACUAAUGUGAAUACAGUACUGUAACAUGUAUAUGCAGGUAUCCUAGAGUAUAUUUUGGGUUCAAAUUUACUUUGUUGAGUAUUUUCUUUGUGGUUUGAUGGAAACUUUUUAAACAAAAAAGUACAUUUCCUUCUAACAUGGAGCCCACAAACCAGGUUGUAUAUUUUUGGACUUUGUAAGAAGGCUUUGGGCCAAACUUGUGAAUGAAAGCCUUUUUACUUUUGACAACUUAUUUCUGUCAUUUUUAAAAAUGCUUUAAAAAAAUACGCCUUUCAAAUGUCACAGCUCCUUUAGAAGUUUACAUACACUUUUUAGGGGCAUGAAUGUGUUGUUUAUUUUGGGCUUUUAUUGAUUUAUUUGAACUGUUCUCUUCUGACUUUUAAGCAGAAUUUCUAAUAAAACUGAGGUUGAGACUUUA